Messenger RNA from Porites lobata, 3020 nucleotides. Lineage: Eukaryota; Metazoa; Cnidaria; Anthozoa; Scleractinia; Poritidae. The record is from the annotation of a GenBank genome assembly.
AUGCUUAAACGUUCAAUUUCAUCUUUUUUAUUCAAGAUAACAAGACAAAUACCGAUGAACUGAAGAAGGCAAUCGCUGACAUUCCACAAAAUAAACCCAAUGAAUCUGAAGGAUUAGUUCGAAAGUUAUAUGGUGAGAUAUCGAAUUUGCAAGAUGCAGGCGUCAAAGAGAGCCUUCUGAAUGAGCUGAAAGCUGUUGCCUGUCGAGGGCUGCAAGAAGAGCUCAAAAAGAUGAUAGAACGUAAAGGUUUGCAGCUCGAAGCAAUUCACCUUGUAGUGAAUUACCUAACCAAUAUUCCAGAACUUGCAGAAUACCUAGAUAAAAACUCCAGUCAACCAGAAGUGGUACGUGAAGCUGGGUUAGAGAUGAUAAAUAAAAGACUCGGACAAGAUCUUGAAGUAGUUGGCGGACUCAAAGGUAAAGGCGUUGAUGUUUCGAAAGAUUGGGUGGAAAACCUUCGCAAAAGAGCUCCUUCCUUCCAAGCACUUACAAGGCUGAGAUUGCAAGAGCUAGAAAAAUGUUGCGAAGGGGCAGAUGAAGGAGAAAUGGAUGAGGUUUACCGACUGGUAGAAAAGGCCGAAUCACAGAAAAACCAACUCGCUGCUGUCCCACAAGACGAGAAACUCAUUCAGGAAAACAAAAAUGCAAAAGCUGUGGACGAAGAGAAGCUGAAGAAAGCUAAAGAAUUGAUGAAUAACGCCAAAGCUAUGGCUAACGAUCGCUCAGAGUCAUCAAAACAAGCCGUUAAUGAAAAACUAAGAGAGAUCAUGAACACACUUGAGCUUCCGGCCGAUUGGUUUAAGAAAGAUGAAGUACAACCAGAACAGUUAUUCCAGCAACUGGAUGAAAUUAUUGGGCAGUGCAGCAAUGUUGUGGAGUCCCGAGACUCGUACAACAGUGAGGUAGAAAUCGUCACCAGAGCCAGCGCUGGUAAAGCUUUAUGUGGGAUUUAUCAUUCCGAGUAUAAACCACCAAAACCGGCAGGAAGACCACUACUAUUAAUACCAACAACUGUCACCUUAACCAAUCCUAACAGUGCCCAGGAGAUAAACUACAUGAAAUUCUCUGCAAAGGGGACAGCUGCCGAAUACGUGCGAACAGUAGAGUCGUCCAGCACUAACAUUGGCAUUGGCGUGGCUGGUUUCUACGGCUUGUUCGUGGGGGAGGUGCAAGGCGGGUAUGGCCAUGAGAGCGGUAGCCAAGUAGAUCAUUCGGUAAAAUCAUCAACCACCAGUGCAUCCGUCCUACAGUACAUUCGCACCGCCAAGAAAACAUUCCAACUCGAGCGAGACCAACUAAAUAUUUCCUUGACAGCCAGAAAAAUGGCCAAGGCGAUAACCCAGGAUGCAAAAGCCAAAGCAGCAAAGCGCGAGAAAUCAGCUCGUAUCUUCAUGGACCGAUACGGAAGCCAUUUUCCUGCAGGUGUCCAGACUCUUGGCGGUGUGUUUUUUAGCAUUGCUGAUGCCGAAAGUAAAAGCACCACAGAUACAUUCAAGCUGACUGAGACUGCCGUGGAUCACCUUAAUGCUCAAAUUUCGUUUGGCUUUCUUAGCGGAGCGUUCGGGAUUGGAGCAAGCGUCACUGGUGAGCACACCGCUGGUUCAGGGAAAACUGACGAGAAACACGAGACCAGCGACAGCGAGAGAUUCACCUAUUCUGUGAAGUCCAUGGGCCCACCAGCAACCAAUCCGUCUACGUUUCACAAGUUACUUUCAUACAACUCCACCUGGGCGUUAAUUGAUCGUGGCAGCUUCGAAGGCUAUAUACCAGUCUGGGAGUUAAUCAGAGAUCUUGGGAAAGAGUUUGAGGGGGCGGCUUCUGUCCUAGAGGAAACCUGGUGCAAAGACGAAAAGGCCAGGAAGGAAGAGUGGGAGGCGCAACAAGAAAAACAGAGAAAGCUCAGACAACAAGAAGAGGAACGAAAGGCGAAGGAAAAGCUGAUGGAAGAAGCAAGAGCCGAUUUGUUAAAAAUCAAGGAGGAGCAUCUUAAUAGAGUAAGAUAAAAAUCACUUUUUAUGAAAUGCAAUUUUCACCUAAGGAUUACUCAGAUAAUGAGUAAGACAGCUUGUCUCUAUCACUAUCCUUGAUUCAGGCGCAUUCCCGUUCAGUUUGGCCUUAACCAUCCGUAUGAAGUGAUUUUUAAAAUGUGAAGGGGAGUCAAAUAUUUAUUGAUCAUCAGUGGGGAUUAACUAUUAAAAUUUAAGCAGACAAAGUUUAUUUUUCUCAAUAUAUACCUGCAAACUAAAUCCGACGUUAUUUAGGGGACACUUCCUUAAAGAGGCUAAUGGAGAUGUGCCGCCUAAUGGGGUCGCAUUUUCACGACUGGAUUGACUAUAACGGGGUCGCAUUUUCAAUAGAGUUACUGGAAUGGGGUCGCACAUUUUAGGAUUUUGGGGUGAAAAAGUUCUUCAUAAUUACGGUUAUCAAACGUACCAGAAUGUAUUUACUGUAUAGGUGUAACGCAAAGUGGACCUUCAAUUAAAAAAAAAAAAUGGUUCAAUUCAUUUUAGGAUGGCCUAUUUAAAGGAUUGAUGAGGUAGAUACUUAAAUAGAAAGUGGCUAACUUGGGAUCGCGAAAAUUACAUAUUUGCCCAAAAGUGACUAAGAUGGGGUCUAUAACUGGCCACAAUAAAGAAACCUUUUUUUUUUUGCUAUUUACAGGACGCUGGCAUAGAUGUUGGUUACUGGCCAACUAAUGGUAAGCUAUUCUUUAACCAAGAUUGGAUGAAACAUGCAGAUGCCUAUGACAAGGGAAUUGAGCUGAUCAUGAAAGAUCCAUAUCAUAAUAUCUGUGAAAUCACUUGGUGGUGGCAUAUUGGAGGGUCUGGAUAUACCUUGAAGUGCUGGACCGCAUCGGAUAACACGGCUACUACUUUUGGCAAAGGAGGAGGAGAACAUGUAUUGUUCUUCAGUGAGUUGCUCUUCAAAUGGAAGGACAAUGUUCCCAGACGUGGAUAAGAACAAAUAUCACUCUUGGACAUGAGAAAACUUACAGAGGCAAAUCAAAAAUGAAAUUAGCC